Molecule: messenger RNA, 450 nt
Organism: Pisolithus orientalis
Lineage: Eukaryota; Fungi; Basidiomycota; Agaricomycetes; Boletales; Pisolithaceae
Exons: 2
Source: RefSeq, a predicted model, not a curated record
CCGCCAUCCCUUGUCUUGCCUUAUCCUACCAGGGGCCCUAUUUUCCCCCCCAUAAUGCAUUUUCCUGAUCCCCCUGCAAGCUCCUCUUCAGUGGUUGAGCAAAAAAUGAUUGACUAUGGCAUGCUUACACAGGAGGACAUUGAUAUACAAGUGUUCAGUAGUGAGCUGCCAAAUCUGGGGCCAAACUUCCAUUCCCCAGAAGCUCUUCUUGAUGCUAUUGACUAUUACAGCAUGUAUAGUGCAGGGCAUGCACUCCAGUAUGCCAUGGACAAGGCCCUUGAAGAGAUCCAGAGAGUGCAACAGGAGCUUACAGAUGACCCAGCAUGGGACCCCAUUGUGUCUGCAGACAUAGAUGAUGAGAUACCAGAUAUUGAUUUUGACAUUGAGGAGAACAUGGACUUUCCAGACACUGCUGCUGCUAACCCCCAGGAACAGUCUGAAGAUAAUUGA